This is a messenger RNA of Nymphaea colorata (pocket water lily), 2163 nucleotides long. RefSeq lists its product as uncharacterized. The record is from RefSeq and is a predicted model, not a curated record. Gene Ontology annotation, cellular component: methylcrotonoyl-CoA carboxylase complex; mitochondrion. Gene Ontology annotation, molecular function: methylcrotonoyl-CoA carboxylase activity. Gene Ontology annotation, biological process: L-leucine catabolic process. NCBI's taxonomy places the organism in Eukaryota, Viridiplantae, Streptophyta, Magnoliopsida, Nymphaeales, Nymphaeaceae.
AUGGGCCUGAGUAUGGCUGCCUGGGACUACCAGCACAUCAAGAAGGAAUCGGAUGUGGAAUGCGCCAACCGCAUCAUCAGACUCAUCGCCAACCUCUUCACUCUCGCCCCCAUCGGCCAGGACAUCUACGUCAACCACGCUAGCACAUACCGCGACCUGGUGAAAAAGCUCAAAGCUCUCCUGGAGCGCAAUAACAACAUCGAGCGCAAGAACAACAUCGAGCGCUGGAAUAUCGACAAUGAGGAGAUUUGCUGUGAGAGCUUGAGAGUGGUUGCCAAUCUCACCAGAAUAAAGGAGCUUUGCGCUGUGGUCAUCGAGGCGAAGAUCCACGAAGCCCUCCUCAUCCUGCUCGAGUCCACAUCCAAAGAGAUAGUAUAUUACUGUCUUGGCGUGCUCUCCAACCUCAUGGCCGAAAACAACUUCAGUUAUCUCCAUAAAUAUAAUCGAUCAAUGUUGUCGUCUGUCCUUUCGCGACGCCUGGCUCGUUUCUCUCAGUGGUUUUACCGCCCCUCGGUGCUGGAAUACCCCAUUAACCGGCACGACGCUGACCUCCUGCGCAACAAGCAACUCAUGGACGAAGCCAACAACAACUUCUCCAAGAUCCUCAGCAAGGCCACCGUGCAAACCGACAAAAAAGUCCUCGAUAAGAUGCACAAGGCUGGCAAACUUAUCGUCCGCUAACGCAUCCAGAAAUUAAUCGACCCAGGAUCUCCCUUCCUCUAGUUCUCUCCACUCGCAGGACAUGAACUCUACGGAAAGGAAGAGGUUAACUCCGGAGGCAUUGUCACUGGCGUUGGUCUUAUCUCUGGACGCUUCUGCAUGAUAGUAGCCAACGAUCCAUCGGUAAAGGGGUAAUUUUGGUCCUAUAAAGGAACGUAUUAUCCCAUCACCGUGCGCAAACACUUGAGAGCGCAGGAAAUCGCACUGGAGAACAAGCUGCCCUGCUUCUACCUGGUGGACUCAGGAGGUGCCAACUUGCCACGCCAGAGCGAGGUCUUCCCAGCUUAGGGACAUUUUGGACGUAUCUUUUACAACAUGGCUCAAAUGUCUUCCAAAGGCAUCCCGCAAGUCUCCAUGGUCCUCGGCAGCUGCACUGCUGGAGGCGCCUAUGUUCCUGCAAUGGCUGACGAGAAUAUUAUCGUUAAGGGCAACGGAACAAUCUUCCUCGCAGGACCUGUAUUCCCUUUGCUAUUUCCUCUGGUGAAAGCAGCCACUGGUGAAGUCGUUUCCGCUGAGGAGCUGGGAGGAGGAGCUGUUCAUACCAGAAUUUCGGGUGUUUCUGAUCACCUUGCCGAGAACGAAGAGCAUGCCCUUUGGCUCGGACGCAACAUCGCUGCCAAUGUACGGACUCAUGUACUUCUGAACACUCCUAAAGUUACUCUGGAUCUGUCUGGCAUCUAAGAGCCACUCUACGACCCAGAAGAGCUCAACUAUAUCGUGUCGACCGACCUCAAGAAGACCUUCGACACACGUGCAGUCCUUGCUCGCAUUUUGGACGGCUCCAAGUUCGAGGAAUACAAGAGCGAAUACGGAAAAUCGCUGGUGACUGGUUUCGGACGUAUCUACAACCAGCAGGUGGGAAUUGUGGCAAACAACGGGAUUCUGUUCAGCGAAUCGGCAGUGAAAGGAGCCAACUUUGUUGAGAUCUGCUCCCAGCGCAGUCCCCUUAUCUUCCUGCAAAACAUCACCGGCUUCAUGGUCGGCAAGAAGUACGAGCACGAAGGCAUCGCCAAGCACGGCGCCAAGAUGGUCAACGCAGUCUCCACCACUGCCGUCCCCAAGAUCACCUGCAUCAUCGGCGCCUCAUACGGAGCAGGCAACUACGGCAUGUGCGGUCGGGCCUACGACCCCCGCAUGCUCUACAUGUGGCCCAAUGCCAAAAUCGCAGUGAUGGGAGGAGAGCAAGCAGCAGGAGUGCUCACACAGGUCAAGGCUGCACAGCUUCAGCGUGAAGGCAAGGAAUUCCCACCUGAGGAAGAGGCACGCAUGCGCAAACAGACAAUCUAGCUGUACGAUAAAGAGUCAAGCUGUUAUUACUCCACUGCUCGCCUGUGGGAUGACGGCGUGAUCUUGCCUGAAGAUACAAGGAAAGUCCUAGGUCUAUCAGUGCUGAUUGCCUCCAGCAACAUCGGAGAGACCAAGCACGGAGUAUUCAGGAUGUGA